AGCAUGAAAGCAAUUUCACACUUUAUUAGACAAUUCAGGUGCCAGCUGCACCAGCCUGGAGCGAGCACUGCUGUUCACAGCUCCUCUCCUGCUCCGCAGCCCCGGUUUCCUCUCCGUGGGGCUCAGCCCUUCCUCGGGCCACGCUGGUCCCAGCAGGCACAGGCUGGCUCUACCUGCGAGGGGGGGCUCGGGCUGCUCCUCGUGGGCCACCAUGGGCAGGUGGCAGGGAACACUGCAGCACAGGCUGGCUCUGCUGGGAGCCAGCUCAGCCUGGCAGCGUGGGCAACCCAAGCUCUGUGCCUAAAGCCACUAGGGCUGGCUGUGCCCUUCAGCACAGGUGGCCACCCUGCUCCUCCUGGCUCCCUCUCCAAGCCUUUUUGUCCUCUCCUUUCUGCACCCUGUGGUGAGGGGAUGGCUCUGGGAUUGGGGCUUGUGGCAGCUGCUUUUUCUCACACCUCCCUGCCCCGGGUGCCCCAGCAGAGCCGAGGGGCACGUGAACACCUGGGCACUCAGCCAUCCUCCUGGCAUCCCGGGAUCUCACCUGGGAAGUGUUUCGUGGCCCCGCCGUGUCCCCAGGGAGCAGCAGGCACACGGAGCAGAGCCGGAGCUGCUCCCGGCACGUGGCCGGGCUGGCACCCGCGCCCUGGGGACACUGUCACACCCCGCGGGUGGACAAUAUCCAAAUGCCUGCACGUCCAGGAUAUGAAUCAGCCCGGACAGGAGUGCAGCAGCCGCGCUGGGACACCCGGAGCUGCCCCGGAGGCAGCCAGGCAGCGCUGCCAAAUUCCGGGCGGGCUGGAGGGCAGGUCACGGGCAGCAGCGGCUGCCUGGCCCCGCUGCCACCUCCAGAUCAGCCCUGGGCAUGGCAAACCACUGGCCUGGCAUGCAUUUCCCUGUUUGCACGGCUCUGUUCCCCCAGUGCCAAGCCGUGGCAUAGUGGCACCGAGCCAGGGCCAUGCCUAACCUUGACCUGGCCUCCUGGCAAGCAGCCGGCCCUGCCCAGCUGUCCCCCCAUGCCCCCAGGCACAGGCAUGUUCCACCGGGCCAGCCAGAGCAUUCCUCCCGGGAGAGCCUGUCCUUGAGAGGCUAUUUAAAGGAACACUUGUGCCCUUUAUCCCCCACCAUGUCUGGGCUGGAAGAGCCCCAUGCCCUCCCGUGACUCCGAGAGGGCAAUUCCAGGCUCUGGGCAGCAGCAGUGCCGUGAGUUUGGGUGAAUUCAGGGAGAAGGGAGGGGUGCAGGCACCCAUGUCCUGCAGCCAAGCACAAGGCCCCAUCCUGGGGACAGACCCCUGGGAAAGGUCCCCCGGCCAUUGAGGCUGGCAGCAGGGCUGGGGGGAACUGCAGAGCCCAGCUCACCCCUUGGCACCCACAGGCUGCAGGAGCCACAUGAACUCAUUGCCCUCUUCCUGCUGGAUGUGCAGCCCAGCCCUGACCACCCCAGACCUCCUUCCAGUGGGAAGAUGGGGGCCCAGGCAGCAGCUGGCUCAGCACUCCUUGUGCCACCGUCACCUUUCAGCCCCCAAGGGGUCUCAGGCACCCGAGGGCUGUGAAGCAGGACCUGCCCCUCUGCUGCCAUGGCUGGCACAGGGCUGAUUGCUUGUACACACCACCGAGCUGGCAGGAAAGUGACUUGGGAGGGAAACCCGACCUGGUGGGAUUUGAUUAGGGAUGGAAAAAUCCAGAGGAGCCACCUGCAGGGAGCUGGUGGGGUGAGCCCUGUGGCUGCAGGGCCUGGGCUGGGUGGGCAAGCUCAAUGACCCUUGUCCCCCAGCCUACUCAUUUUCCCUUGCUGAGGAGCCCACCAGCCUUUCCCCAUGCUGGGAGCAUCCCCAGGACACGUCCCAGCUCUGUCACUGCUGUCCCCUCCCAGGUUUGCUGUAGGUGAGCAUUUCCUUGGGCCUUUCAAUGGCACCCAGGCAGAGGUGGCUGCCCCCCAGCCACCCCACAGGUCCAGGUGAAUGGAGGCUGAGCCCCACUCUGCCUCACACCAGACCCCAGCCACACACGGGGGACGCACAGGACACUGCCUGGGGCUGUCCCCACCCGCCUGGCACCUGCUCAGGGUUGGGUGAGGCCAUGCCAGCCCUGCCCCACUGCCCAUCCCGCGGCCACGGCUGCACUGGGGAGCCCGCGGGGAGCCCGUGGGUGGCCGGGCGUGCUGCUGCCCCUGGGCAGGGCAGGGCAGGGCAGGGCAGGACAGGGCAGGACAGCUGGCACGGGCACCUUUGAUGUGGGCAGCCCAGGAGCCCAGGGCAGCCGGGGCGACGCCAGCCGGGUGCUCCACUGGCCCCAGUGAGGGAUGGGCAGUGUGUGGUGCCAGUCACAGGGGGCACCUGAAGUCCCCUCUGGCACCACGGCAGGGCUGCCCACCUCAGCCCCUCAGCAUCCCAUAACAGUGCAACCGCGGGGAAACUGAGGCACAGACACCUCGGGAAUGGUGGGAGGGGGCUCUCUCCCUUCUCAAACCAAGCCUUAGGCCAGGACCGACACGGAUUGAUUGUCCCAAAAACCUCUUCCAUGGGACCUGUGUCAGCCGGCCGGGGAUCCGUGCGGGUGGCAGGGGGACGGGGGCCCCGGGAGGGCCGGGGGUGGCGAUCUCCGUCCCCCCGCGCGGGGCGGACCCCGGGCGGUGCCCCCGCACCAGCGCUCCCAGUCCGGGCCGGGCGGGCACUGGGAGCGGGUGCGGGGCGCCCUCUGGCGGCUGCAGCCCAGCGCUGCCACAGGGCUCAGGGCGCCCAGGGAGCCAAAUUCUCAGGUACUCAAGUGCCCAAAUAGCCAAAUUCUCAGGGGCCCAGUUUCUCAGGCUCUCAGUUUCUCAGGUACUCAAGUGCCCAAAUAACCAAAUUCUCAGGUGCUCAGGUGUCCACCUGCCCAGUGCCCAGGUGCUCAGGUGCCGGAGUGUCCCAGUGCCCAGGUGUCCAAGUUUCCCCUGCCUGGCAGAGGACCCCUCUUCAGUGCGGCUCCCUUGCUGCUCAAUCCUGCUCUAAGCAGGGACGAUGCUGCCUCAUCUCCCCAGGACACAUUUGUCACUUGCAGGGAUUGCAGCAAAUCCCUGGAUAACUGCAGCCACCUGCCCUCACUCCCUGGUGCUGCUUUGCUUUGUGCCAACACACACCAGACCUGGCACCCUCAUACCUCCUGUCAAAAGGUGCCUCCCAAGUGCCAUCCUUGUACCCGUGUCCCCCGGGUGCCUCCCACCACCUUCCCAGCCGAGGGC
Molecule: messenger RNA, 3217 nt
Organism: Serinus canaria (Common canary)
Lineage: Eukaryota; Metazoa; Chordata; Aves; Passeriformes; Fringillidae
Exons: 2
Coding region: 4-963 (319 amino acids)
Source: RefSeq, a predicted model, not a curated record